Molecule: messenger RNA, 1224 nt
Organism: Didymodactylos carnosus
Lineage: Eukaryota; Metazoa; Rotifera; Eurotatoria; Philodinida; Philodinidae
Source: the annotation of a GenBank genome assembly
AUGAAAUACUAUCGAACUAUCAAACGGCACUUGUGUUAUAAAUAUUUACUAUCAAAAUGUCGAUGGCUUUGUUUUAUUACAACAUUGUCGGUAUUUUAUAUUUUCAUUCGAUGUUAUAGCUUCACAAGUGAGUUAACAUUUAUGAACAGUUUUUUAGAAACAGAAAAAUGUUGGAAUUUUAACUACGAUGAUCAAAUACCAAAAUUAAUUUUAUUUUGGACACAAACUUAUAUGAGAAUAAAUAUAUCAUUAGAAUACUGGAAUCAGAAAUUUAAUGAUAAAACGUGUCCCUAUCAUCAAUGUGAAGUGAUAUUCGAUCGUUCAAAACUCUGUCAAAGUUCAGCUUUAGUAUUUCAUUUACGCGAUAUUGAUCUUAAUUAUUUACCUCAACACCGUUCUGCGAAACAACGUUUUGUACUUUACUCAAUGGAACCACCACACUUGAAUCCAAAAUUUGUGGCAAAUAUGAACAACUAUUUCAAUUGGACAGCAACAUAUCGACAAGAUUCUGAUAUGAUAACAAGUUAUGUUUAUUGGCGAAAAAGAAAGAAAAUAUUGGGACAGUUAGCAGAACAAGAUUAUCUAAAAAAUCGUUCAGCAAAAGUAGCAUGGUUGGUGAGUAAUUGUUAUUCACAUAAUCAUCGUGAAUUAUACAGUGAACGUCUAUCAAAAGCGAUCAAUAUGACCAUUGUUGGAAAAUGCUCAAAAACGAGUUCAAACAUCUGUAAUAAAACAAUAAGAGAAUGUUUAGAUCAAUUGGCAAACGAUCAUUCAUUUUAUCUAGCAUUUGAAAAUUCAUUCUCAAAAGAUUAUAUUACCGAAAAAUAUCAACAUCAGAUUGAAUUAAAAAAAAUGAUACCAAUCGUCUUUGAGACAAACCAUUAUAAUUAUCAAAAAUUAGUAAUACCAAAUUCUUACAUAGAUGCCAACAAAUUUGAUUCACCAGAGAAUUUAGCGGACUACUUGAAACAACUUGUUCUUAGUAAAGACAAGUAUAACAAAUAUUUUCAAUGGCAACAUGAGUAUGAAGCUUAUGAAGAUCCAACAAAAACAUUUUUAUGUGAAAUGUGUCGAAAAUUGUGGAACAAAAAUGAACCAAAAAAAGUAUAUAAUAAUAUUAAAAAAUGGUUGUUCGAAGAUGCAAACUGUCAACGAUGGUCAUCAAAUAAAAAUGGAACAAUACCAAUACCAAUUCAUGAAUCAAUUGUUUAUCGCGAUCCGUAA